CCCGGAAGAAGGAAGAGGUUUUAUGAAAAGGGAGAACAGUCUGCUGACAGCACAAAUCUCAACCAAACCACUGGAAAGUUUUCACCCACAUUAUUGUCUUAAUAAAUCGCUCUAGCGUCACAUUUGCACCGAGUGGGAGCUCUCAAGGUAUGGAAUAUGGCUGCAACUGAAACGCAGUUUAUGUUAAGCGUCGGAUUAAUCGAGAAAGAUGUGAAUGGAGACACUCUGUGGGUGUGGUGCUUCCCCUCAGUGGGUCCAGACCUGAGGAAAGUCCUGCUCAGCAAGUGCUGCCUGACCCAGGACGCCCGGGACUUCCACACCUUUGUGUUUGGUCAGUUCUGUCGCACCUGGUACUACAUCACAACCGUGGAGGUGCAGGAACCUACAGCACUAAACAAGGUCACCCAUUUUUCAAUAGUAGUUACAGCGAAGGACUUCAACCCUGAGAAGUAUGCUGCACUUAGCAGAAUACUCUGCAGGAUGUACAUCAAACAUGGCAGCCCGGUGAAGAUGAUGGAAGCGUAUGUCACCGUCCUCACCAAAGGAAUGUGCCAGAGUGAUGAAAAUGGAUCUUUUCUUAUUAAGGAUUAUGAUGUUCUUAAAGCGUACUUGGCUGGUUCCGUCAAAGAUGUGGUGUCUCAGUUUGGUAUGGAGACCAUAAUCCUGUAUACUGCUCUCAUGCUGAAGAAGAGAAUCAUUGUCCAUCACCCUCGGAUCGAAGCAUUGUUGGAGUUUACAAGAGUUCUGCCGACUCUGACAUGGCACAGGAAGGACUGGUCCAUCCUGCACCCGUAUGUGCACCUGAGUGACACCGAACUAGACGAUCUCAAGAAAUGCCCCGGAUAUGUAGCCGGUUUUGUGGAUCCGGAGGUGAGCAAAAGAUCGGAUUUGUUUGAUGUGUACGUGAACCUCACAGACAGCGUCAUCACGGUAUCCCAGAGUGCCAAAGAGUCUAUGGCGAUGGGGAAGUUGCACAAGGACAUCGGGCACCUUAUUGUCCAGUCUGCAGAGGAUCCAGAGAGGUCAGAUAGUCAGGUCAUUAAGGAUAUUUCUGUCAAGACAAAAGAGAUCCUUGCCAACUUAAUGUCCCUGGCUGACCAAUGUGAAGACUCUAAAAUCACACUGGAAGGUUUAAAGCAGCAUCAUUUCCCUCCAGCCACAGAGAACUUCCUCUUUCAUUUGGCUGCUGCCGAGCAGCUCUUACGGAUAUAAAGCUGUUCUCAGACAGCACGCUGCAGGACGACGUUCCUCCUCGGCCCCCAGCGGUGUUGUUCUGUAUACCCUACAGGAAUCUUCAUUGGGAGGGGUCUUCCUUUUAUCCUCCAUUUGAGCUUCAUUUUUGUCAAAAACCAUUAGAAGAACCUAUUAUCAUUUUAUGAGCCACACUUCUGAAAAAUGACCACAGUGGUCAAUUUUGAUCCAGCAAAAAAUGUGUAUUAAUCAAACGCUGAAAAUAGUUCUCAGAAAAAGCACUGUUUGAGAUUACAUUUACUAAAAUGAUAGUGACCAGCUGUGUUUAAAAAUUGCCGGUCUUUGUUGUUUUUGUUGAAAAUGAGAGUAUAUAUGACUGUUUUGUUUUUUUAAGUCUGCCUUUUUCAGUGGGGACCGGUGAGCUCUGAGUCACAGAGGGAUGAGCUGCUGCUGAUUUUAGUCCGUUUAUUCGAUUUGGUGACAGUCCUAGAUGACGCUUGCUUUGUCCUCUGAAACCAAGCCACAGUGUUUGUCGCUCUGCGAAAUGGAGACAAACUACUUUCUCAUUUGGUACAUCUAGUGCUUUCCAGAUGUAAGCUCCCACUCCACAGUGCCCCACAUGCAUCAUACCUGCGACCCUCAUAAUAUACAGUGACAGCAGCUGAAACGGCUCAGGUGUAACGAGCAGCUGUUACUUUUAAUGAGUUUGUUAGAAGCAUCAUGUGGGUAUCGGAUCACAAUUGCAAUAGACACUUUUUUUUUUAAUGGUCCCAUUUUGUAUUUUACUAUUGACCCAAUUAUGUGUUUUUCCUUAAACUGUUUUUUAAGCAGGUGAUCGAAAGGAAAAAUAACAAUUUCUCAUCAAUCUGCAGCUGAUCCAAUAACAACUGGUGCUUCCAUGUCCACGUUGAUUUAUAUCUCUUUUUUUAUUGUGUCGUACCGUCAGGUUUGUUCAUUAAUGGGUAAUUAGCGCAGUUUUACAGCAUCAUAUGUACAUUUUCAACCACAUUGCCAAAAGGAUGGUUUUGAGCCUCAGUAUUCCAGAUAAGACAGAGUGCAAUACAUAGAAGAUAUAAUGUAAAAUCUAACUUUGAAAACUAAACAUAUUUUCAUGAAUUGAUGUAAUAUUAUAUUAUGUAUGAAAACAUGUAAUAUUCCAGCAAAAAUAAAUUUACGAUCAAAAAGUA
Pungitius pungitius (ninespine stickleback) is the source of this 2378-nucleotide messenger RNA. RefSeq names its product DENN domain containing 10 (gene dennd10). Gene Ontology annotation, cellular component: late endosome. The transcript has 10 exons. Gene Ontology annotation, biological process: protein transport; regulation of early endosome to late endosome transport. NCBI's taxonomy places the organism in Eukaryota, Metazoa, Chordata, Actinopteri, Perciformes, Gasterosteidae. Gene Ontology annotation, molecular function: guanyl-nucleotide exchange factor activity; small GTPase binding. The record is from RefSeq and is a predicted model, not a curated record. The coding region runs from base 157 to 1212 and encodes 351 amino acids.